Messenger RNA from Ilex paraguariensis (yerba mate), 952 nucleotides. NCBI's taxonomy places the organism in Eukaryota, Viridiplantae, Streptophyta, Magnoliopsida, Aquifoliales, Aquifoliaceae. The record is from the annotation of a GenBank genome assembly.
AUGUUAAAUCAGUCGGCAGAAGUUUCCCCCAUUAAGAGGGAUAAUGAAGAAAGUCGGCCUUUAGUUAAAAUGUGUGGAAUUACAACAGCCAGAGAUGCUGGUCGGGCAGCAGAAGCUGGAGCUAACUUUAUUGGGAUGAUUCUUUGGCCCAACGCAAAACGUUCUGUUUCACUUGCUGUAGCAAAGGAAAUUUCAAGAACUGCACGGGAAUAUGGAGCAGAACCUGUUGGGGUAUUUUUGGAUGAUGAUGCCAAGACAAUAUCAAGAGCUUCUGAUGCAGCUGACCUUGAACUUGUGCAGCUUCAUGGAGAUGGUUCUCGUGCUGCUCUUCCAAUUUUAGUGAGAGAAAACUGUGUAAUAUUUGUUCUUCAUGCCAAUGAAGACGGAAGCAUUUUGAACCAUAUUUCUGAUCAAGAAUGUUCUUUGGUGGAUUGGAUUCUUGUUGACGGUGCAAAAGGUGGCAGUGGUAAAGGGUUCAAUUGGUCCCAGUUCAAGCUACCACCAAUUAGAAGUAAAUAUGGGUGGCUCUUGGCCGGAGGGAUUAACCCUGAAAUUGCACGCGAAGCUCUUUCUACUCUUAGACCGGAUGGCAUUGAUGUCAGCAGUGGCAUUUGUGGUCCAGAUGGAAUUCAAAAGGACAAGUUACGGAUUUCAUCCUUCAUGAGUGCAGUAAAUUCCGUACAAUAUUGAUCGAUCGUGAGAACCCAAAUUUGCCAAGAAAACUUGGUGAAUCUAGAAUACAUAUAAAUUGUUGUUUCGAGCAGUAGUCUGUUGUGGCUUGUAAUACUUGAUUACAAAGACCUUCACUGAUUCAAUAAAGAAAUGUUCACUUUUUCCUUCUUUUUUUUCUCUAGGGAAGCGGGAGUUUGGUAUGUACCCUUUACCGGUUCAUUAAAAAAAAAAGGGAUAUAUAAUAGAAUAUAUCAUGCACGUACAUAAAUAUGCCCUUGGG